This is a messenger RNA of Paramecium octaurelia, 1576 nucleotides long. The record is from the annotation of a GenBank genome assembly. NCBI's taxonomy places the organism in Eukaryota, Ciliophora, Oligohymenophorea, Peniculida, Parameciidae.
UAUGAAGUUAAUUCUUCUUUUUGCGAUGUUGAUGUUAGUGUAGAACUAUUGGACACCAUAGUUUGAUGAUGGAUCUCAAGUUAUAGUUACAUACUCAUCUGGUCAUAUUUUAGAAAGCUAAUCUAGCGUUCCAAGGCAAGUAGUUAUUAAUGUUCAAUUCUCUAUCGUUUUUCAGCUCACUCCAUAAAUUUUUAUUCAACCACUACGAGUAGAUUGGGUACGAGAUUUUCCUGGAGGGUUUGCUGGAGGAGUUACAUCUAUCACUACAACUGGUAAUUAAUUUCUUAAACCUAAAGGAUUCAAAAUUAGUGGAAUCGCAUUAAGCCCAAAUCCUGUUUAUGAAUUGCAUUUUUAUUGGAUUGCUACUACUGAUCCGAGAAUUUUAGUAAUAACAUUUGCGACAUGGGAUGUUGAUAUAUUAAAGUCUGGUUCAGGAGAAAGGGAAGUUUAAUUCAUAAUUGAGCACGAUUUAGAGGAUGCCACAAACGGACUAAUCUCACUAAUUGGCAUCAAACAUCUAGCUUAUAACUCUAUUAUAGAAAUAGAUGUAAAUAAUUGUAAUUUUCUUCAAUUAGAUUGCAGAGAUAACUUCAAAAUAUAUUACUGUUUCAGCAAGGACAUAUUCCCAAUCAUAUUUGGAUUAUAUUAAAUUUAAUGUCCUUCUAGGUACUGCAGAAUCAUUAUGGUCGUCCCCUAUGUAGGCGUUAAUAAAUCCUCCAAAUCAUCCAUUUGUUUCAAGAGGGAAUGGUGAGUGUGAUCUUAAUAUUUCAAUUGACCGGCCGUAGAUUUUGGGAAACUAUCAACUUAUUCCUGUUAUAGCAAUUAGAGGGUAUGAUUAUAACAACGCUGAAAACAUUAGGUUGAAAUUUAGAAAUGUUGUAUUAAAUACCCAAAUAUAAUAUAUACUCUCAACUUGUAAAACAUCCAAAUUAUCUUUAGGGUCAACUUCUAUAGUCUAUAGAGUUUACUAUUAAGGGGCUAUUUUUAUAUAUGAUCCAAACUUCAAAAUUUUUGAUCCAUUUUGUGCUGAAAUAUUUUCUGAAUGUGAUUAUAAUGGUGAUACUAUCAUAAUUUGUUAAAAAACCCCUGAUUUGCAAGCCUUAGGUUGGUCUCAACCUAUCCGUUCCAUUAGUGUUCCAAAAAACAGAAAACUACAUCUGUUUAAUAAUGUUAACUUUAAAGGAGUGAAACAAUCUCUCAUUUAAACUUAGCAAUGCAUUGAAUUUCAAAACAUUUCAUCUUUAAAAUUUGAUUCAGCAGUCUCUUAAAUAAAAGUACUUUAUCUCAAUACAAUUGCUGCUGACAAUUGUAUUACAAUUACGUUCUACAGUUAAUGCAACUAUUAAGGGGAGAUUUUUCAAAUAAUUAAAGGAAAACAUUUAUAAUUAUCAAAUAAGAUCCCUUUUGAAAUCAAGUCAAUUCGCACUUGCCCUAAUGUGAUCAUAAAAUUAUAGGCCCCUAACUAUGUUUAAGGAUCUAUCAAAGAAAUUACUACUUCGUAAUCAUGUAUGAAUAGCUAUAAAGUAAAUCCAUAUUUAUAAUUGAUUAGUUCCCUAAAUAUAUUGCAAGUAAUUGA